AUGCAUCCAGAUCCCUCAUUUGUUGAGACAAUGGGAUUUCCUUCUAUUGCCGAUUUUGCGCAGGACCCAGGUCUAUUCGCUGAUCCCCCACCCAUGCAGGACACAGCCCCACCUUCUCCGGAUGAGCCUCCCGUUCCUAAAAGAUCACCAUUCAAAUUCAAAAAAAGACCACGAGUCACGUCGGAAUCGCCUGAAUCGACGGUCGAUCCUAGAGGAUCACCAAGAAUCAAGCUGGAAUCGCCUGAACCGACCAUCGACACUAAUAUAUCGCCACUCGGCGCGGGACCUGUCUGUGUCAGGGUCAGAUUCAUUCUCAAGUUUGGUAACGAUAGCAUUGACGGUCUAUCAAAUCUACUCAAGCUAUAUGAUAAUUGGGAUUGGGCGCCAGAUACGGAAAGAAUGGAGCGGUUACGCGCAAUGAACGAUAUCUUCUGCAAAUGGAAAAGUAGGUUCUUGGAUCUCAAAGCUGUGAGACGGCAUCUGGAGCCCGAGCAGUGCCGCUAUCGUGAGAUCAAGCGUUUGGUGGCGAUGUUUGAAGAGAUGGGAUGGGAUAUUAUGAAAGCGCAGAUUACAAACUUGGGAUAUUCGCACCAUGUACUAAGUAAGUUAAUGUUUGCGAAGUUUGCUUGGUCUCAUCGCAGGGCGGCCGAGCUCUUGUGGAGGGGCUACUGA
This is a messenger RNA of Morchella sextelata, 672 nucleotides long. RefSeq lists its product as uncharacterized. Bases 1 to 672 code for a protein of 223 amino acids. Lineage: Eukaryota; Fungi; Ascomycota; Pezizomycetes; Pezizales; Morchellaceae. The transcript has 4 exons. The record is from RefSeq and is a predicted model, not a curated record.